Messenger RNA from Mytilus trossulus (common blue mussel), 3774 nucleotides. RefSeq lists its product as uncharacterized. The coding region runs from base 100 to 3774 and encodes 1224 amino acids. NCBI's taxonomy places the organism in Eukaryota, Metazoa, Mollusca, Bivalvia, Mytilida, Mytilidae. Gene Ontology annotation, molecular function: protein binding. The transcript is spliced from 5 exons. The record is from RefSeq and is a predicted model, not a curated record.
AUUUAAAGGAGUAUUUAACACAAUUGGCCAGUAUAUUAUUUAAUUUGGACAGUGAAUGAUCUAAUAACAAUCAUGUAACCAAUUUACAGAACUGACGAGAUGGCUCUCUCACUUACGGUAGAAGAAACAAACUUCCUUCGCUUGGUUGCGUUGACCAUUGGUGUUGCCCCAAGAGCUGUUCGUUGCUAUUUUGACGGAGUCUUACAUCCAAACAAUCUUCAAACUACACUACUGAAUCAACAAAAGACAAUAGAUGAUUUAAGAUAUCGCAAAAAAGUUCUAACAUCAGUUCAGUACAACACAUUAUUUCAUUCGGGAUCUGCAGUUACAUCUAAGAACUUCGACAUUACAUUAAUGAUAUGCCUUCUGAGGAAUAUAAGUGGAAUAGCUCCCCCCGUCACAGGAUAUGAUACCCUUCCAUCACCAACUGAUAUAAGCAAAGGAGCUGAUUUAUCUCGCAUCAAACAUUACAGAAAUAAAAUAGCGCAUUCAACAGACUCAAAAAUGCUGACACAAGAAUUUGAAGAUGCUUGGAAUGAUGUUAGCACGGCAAUAGGAAGACUUGGUGGUAGCGUUUUUCAGCAAGAAUGUUUUUCUUUAAAAAGUUCCAAUUUAGACAGUGAAUGUUAUAAAGACAUUUUGUUGAAUAUUCGCCAUUUCCAAGAUGAAGUAUCGCAUACCAUGGCAAAUAUGAUUGAAGCCUUGACAAAAAAGACAACUGACAUGGAAAACAUUUUGCAAGACACAAUUCCUCAAAACAUUAGAGCUCUUUACAACAACGAAAUUUCGAAGUGGAAGCAGGAGGAUUCUAAAUUUGUUUCAACAAAACAAUCAAAACAAAUAUUGGAUUAUUUCGACACUGAAGUGUUUUUGACUAUCACGGGUAAUUCUGGAGUUGGAAAAUCGUUUACAACAAAGCAUGUAGCAUUACAUAUGCUUUCAAACGGAUAUGAUGUUUUGCCUGUUAGAAAACCAUUCGAUAUUUUAAAGUUUGUCUCGCAAAAUGCGAAAAUUGUGUUUGUGUUUGACGAUGUUUGCGGAAAGACCCAUUUAUUACACAACGAGAUGGAAGAUUGGGAAAGAUAUUCUGACGAAAUUGCAAAUUGUAUACUCGGAAAAGAUGUAAAAAUAUUGUGUAAUUGUAGGUUACAAAUAUUUCAGAGUAAAGAAUUCGAGUCAUUGCAACUGUUGAGAAAGUGCCAAAUUAAUCUUCUGACCAGUGAAUUUACACUUUCUGAAAAACGUUUGAUUGCAUCAAAAUAUGUAUCCGAAGAGGUUUUGAAGGAAUUAUCUGAUGAAUGCAUCAAACUUUAUGAUUGCUUUCCUUUAUUAUGUAGAAUGUCCAAAACAUGGGAGGCGAGUAAAGCGUUAUCUUUUUUAUUAAACCCAUUAAGUGUUUUUGAAAAUGAAUUAGAACAGAUGAAAAGAAGAGAGAAACUAAAUUUUUGUGCUUUACUUCUUGUGACUAUUUUUAACAACAAUUUUGAUAAUGGAUUGCUCACUGAUGACAUAGAUAUAAACGAUCGUAAAACAUUAGAUGAUAUAAUAGAAGAAUGCGGGGAAACACGAGGUACCUCAAGAGUUUUAAUUAAAGAUCAUUUAGACACAUUGAUUGGAGUUUAUUUAAUGUUCGAAGACAAUUCUUACCGAUUUACAAAUGAAAGGUUAUUUGAAAUGACAUUUACUUUUAUGGCUAAAACAUUCUUGAAAUUCAUGAUCAAGCAUUGUAAAGUAUCAAUGCUUUGUGAUAAAUUUGGUCUUGAGUGUUUAGAUGAAGGCCGGCAGCAUUAUCAUUUUUUCGUGCCUAGUCAUUUUGAGAACUACUUCUUUGAACGGUUAUUAAAGGAAGCAGAUACUUAUAAUUUCCUUGAUAUUUUCGAUUGCAAACAAAUGACUGAUACAAAAUACAGAGCACAAUUCCUUGCAUUUUGUAAAACAUUUGAUUCUGAAGAAAUAAAUAGGAUAAUGGAAUUAUCCUACUUUGGUAUUAACCUCCUUCAUCUUAUAUCGAAACGUGGGUACAUCGAUUUUGCUGCAUUCUGUUUAGGGAAAGGCGUUGAUAUAAAUAAAUAUGAUGACAUAGGAAUGACCCCAUUACAUAAGGCGUGCAAGUAUGAAAAUGUAAAUUUAGUCGUUUUUUUGUUGAAAGCGGGCGUGAGUGUAAAUUCAUACAAAUCGAGAGGAUUUACUGCAUUAUUUGGAGCAUGCAUGUCUGGAAAAAUACAUGUUGUAAAACAUCUUUUAGAGAAUCGAGCAGACCCGGAUUUGUGCAGUGGCAGGCGUUUGAUACCAUUAUUGCUAGUUAGUGAAAAAGGCUAUUUUGAAAUAGCAAAACUUUUAAUACAAUUCGGGGCAGAUAUAAAUCAACAAGAUAUUAUGGGUUUUACAGCUCUUCAUCACGCUUGCAUUAAAGGACAUGAAAAAAUAGUCGAACUUUUAUUAGAAAACGGAGCAAAUGUUGACAAAAGUUCCGAUGAUGGUGAAACACCGUUACAUUUCGCUUGUGCUUCAUCUUCUAAAAACGUAAUGCAGUUGCUUGUUGCAAAGAGGGCUAACUUAUUAGCUUUAUCACGAAAGAGUGGUUUAUCGCCUCUGAGACUUCUUUAUCGCGAUCAAAGGGAUAGUUUAAUCAUUCUUUUACAGACAGCUACUCUCAAUGACGACAUUAACCCGAUACUCCUAUAUGCAUUAGAAGAAAAUGAUCAAGAUCUUUUGGAAAUUAUAAUGGAAAUUGAUUUAGAAAUCAACAGGUACUUGAAAUCCGGAAAAUCUGCACUUCAUAUCGCUUGUCAAAAUGGCGAUUUAGAAAUUGCAAAUGUAUUAAUAGAAAAUAAGGCUAAUGUGAAUAUUUAUACAAAACAAGGCGAAACAGUGAUGCAGCUCUCUUGUCUAAGUAAAAAUUGUGACUUAGUGAAACUGUUGAUAACUAAAGGGGCUAAUAUAGUCGAUUAUAAACAGUCUAUAGUUUUACCGUCUCCUCUUCAUAUAGGAUGUCUUUUGAAUAAUUAUGAGAUGUGCUCAAUAUUUCUUCAAAAGGAUAUUUGCAUUGAUGUUAAUGCAAGUGAAAAACUAACAUUACAUGCCGCUUAUUCGAUUCGAUCCCCUGAAUAUAUCAAUUCUUUAUUGACAAAAGUUGGUCAGUGGCAUGAUACAUGUGUAACUCCUUUAGAAAUAGCAUGCUUUGAACAAAACUUAGAUAUAAUGGAGCUUCUAUUAAACAGUGGAGCUGAACCAAACAGUUGUUUUGAAACAGAAAGUUUUCCACUAUCUGUUGCCUGUAUUUUUAAAAAUGAAAAUAUGGUAGAAGUUUUAUUGAACAACCAUUCAAACGUUAACACUGCUACAUGUAUUGACGAUGUAUGUCUCACGAUAUUUCAAUGUGAAAUGGCAGUUGAUAUUAUAGAAAUAAUUGCAUAUAAACGGUUUAAUUAUCUUAAUAUUCCUGAAUUUCCAAUAUCAGCAUUACAUAUAGCAAGCAUCUGCAAUAAUGAGAAUAUUGUUAAGAUGCUUUUAGAUAGCAAAGCAAGAAUAAAUUUAAAAUGUUCUGUUAAUCCAGUGAUGCUUCAAAUUUUAGCCAAUAAUUGUCAGAGCACUUAUAGGCCUGAAAUAGCAUUCAACAAAUAUUUUAAUUGCAGUAUUAUUCACGAUAUUCUUCCUCUCCACAUAGCUUGUUUAAUGGGAAAUGAUAACAUCGUCGAAAUGUUGUUAUUACAAAGCAACAUUGCUAACCUUCCUAACUAUAUAGACAGUCCAAUUCUAAUAAACACAGACUAG